AUGGGGACGUCGUUUGAAAGUAGCCGGGAGGUGACUCCUUCGACUACAGAGACGGUCUUGAAAGUCGUCAUCAAGGAUGACGCUGUCCAAGCGACGAGCGAAGAGUUCUUGCCGGCGGCCUAUUGCUUCAUCCAGGACCAGAAAGUGCACUUUACGCAGAUCGAAGACGACCCCACAGAACAAGAGACAAACUCAAUCAACCAUGCGUUCAAGACUGGGGUCUUUUUGAAAGAAGACGCCGAUUUCAUCCCCGAUAAGCUAUACGUGAAAAACAAAAAUCUCCUUUACAGCUUGAACAACCCGUCUAUCUCCGAUGUCGAGGUGGAAACCACCUCGAAUGGCAACAGCUUGAAUGUGCCGUCGACCCCAGCAACUUCAAACUCAAACCCAAACUCAAACCAGUUUUUGGGAACAUCACCGCCAUCUUACUAUGCCAACGGUAACCUAAGAUCAAGAAGUCCGUCUCCUUCACCCUCGCCCGUGCCUUUGGCAAACUCAUUAACUACACACUCGUUGUAUUUCCCCCGAUACGUGGUGAAUUUAGCCGAAAACUUGGAAACCGAGUUCCAGCAGCUCAAACGACUCAUCCUUCGCGUGUUUCCGCAAUGGAAAGACGCCGACAAACUCGUGAUUAACCAAGUCACCGGUGGCAUCACCAAUAUGCUCUUAUCGUGCGAGUACAACAAGGAAACAACCAUCCUCAUCAGAGUCUAUGGACACGGAACAAACUUGAUCAUCGACAGGCAUCGAGAGUUUAUUUCCCACUUGAUCUUGAAUUCGAUCGAAUUGGCGCCGCAAGUUCACGCUAGGUUCAAGAACGGCUUGAUCUACGGGUUCUUACAAGGCCGAUCCCUCAAGCCGGAAGAAUUGAGCAACCCGAGAAUAUAUCCUCUUGUGGCGCAGCAAUUGGGCAACUGGCACAAGUCCUUGAACUAUAAACUUAUCGAAGAAGGAGUUGACAAGAUUAGAACAUUGAGGCUAAGUGGCCGAAGAAACUCCUUCAGCAAGAAGAAAUCCACUCGCAAGCAGAAAAAGCGCUUCAUCUCGAAUAUAUGGGAGUUGAUUGACGAUUGGAUCGAAAUCGUCCCCAUCAACAACGAGCUCACUCGAUCAUUCCAGCAACACGCGCGCAACGGGGUGCUUGUCGAUGGCAACAAUCUAAAAGACGUUGUGCAGCAAGAGUUCCACUGGCUCAAGUCCACCUUGGAAAACGUCAAUUCACCCGUGGUCUCAUGCCAUUGCGACUUGUUAUCUGGAAACGUGAUUGUCCCGCCAAACUACCAAGAUGUAUUCACCGACUCAGCACAGCUCCCACAAGUCCAACAUAACCCCGUCAAGUUCAUAGACUACGAGUACAUGCUCCCGGCACCGCGAGCAUUCGAUAUCGCAAACCAUCUAGCUGAGUGGCAAGGGUUCAACUGCGACCGCUCGGCAAUCCCGGAACCAACCACGCAGAACCCCGUCAUCGUGCAGUUUGUUCGUGGCUAUUUAGACUGCGUGGGUGAGUCGCACGAUGAGUUAAAGAUUAACCAACUCGUUAACGAAAUCAAGAUGUUUUACGGCUUGCCGGGCUUCUACUGGGGGAUAUGGGCCAUGAUCCAAAGCGAAAUUUCAAACAUCGACUUUGACUACGCCGAGUAUGGAAAGUUGAGACUACAGGAAUAUUGGGACUGGAAGGAUGAUUAUUUGAAAAACCAUUAA
Lodderomyces beijingensis is the source of this 1701-nucleotide messenger RNA. NCBI's taxonomy places the organism in Eukaryota, Fungi, Ascomycota, Pichiomycetes, Serinales, Debaryomycetaceae. The record is from the annotation of a GenBank genome assembly.